AUGCUCUUCCCCCAGAUCCGCGGGUCCGCGCCCCUCCGCGUUGGCAGCGCCUCCAUCUACCCACACCACAUCCUCGGCGUCGCCGUGCUCCUCGUGUUCCUCCUCGCCCUCAACUUUGUGCACGCGCCCCCCUCCUUCUCCGACCUGCGCUCGACCGUUGUGUCCGCAGAGGAACCCCCUGACGCAGGCGGGACGCUCCCCCGUUACUGGAGCGUAACGGGGAAGAACUUCGAGGGUGCGGCAGAGGGGUAUCGCAAGCCUCGGGGGCUGAAGAUCGUGGGGUUGGUGUUUUAUGGAAGGCCGGCGAGCGUGUCGAUCCUAGACUGCUACCUAAAGCGCAACCUGGCGGAGAACGGCGGGUUCCUGGACGAGGUGAUUUUCUUGGCGCGGACGAACAACAAGGAGGACCUGGCGUGGCUGGACGGGCUGCUGGCGACGACGAAGGCGUACCGGAAGCAGCCGGUGGUGCCGUUGGGGCGGGACUACUCCAACGCCUACGACCUGUGCGAGGACGACGUCAUGUAUAUCAAGAUCGACGACGACGUCGUGUUCAUCGAGGAUAGCGCCAUCCCUAGCAUCGUGCAGACGCGCCUCGAACACCCGGAGUACUACGUCGUCUCCGCUAACAUCAUUAAUCAACCCUCCCUCUCCUGGGUCCACCUCCACCUCGGCACCAUCCGGCCCUACAUGCCCGAACUGCACUCCCCCCCCGGCGUGAACCUCUCCGCCCUCGACCCCACCUGGCGCGCCUCCGACCUCCCCCACUGGACCGGCCCCGACAACUUCACCCUAACCGACACCUUCGCCCCCCCGUUCGCCGGGCACCGCUGGCUCCCCUGCUCCGAAGGCACGACGAUCGACGGGAUGCCGGCCAGCUCCACGACCUACGACGCGUUCAGCCCGACGCUGUUCCACUGGACGAUCGCGGCGCAGCUGCACUACUCGUUCUUCGAGCACCUGGAGAACAACGAGCUGUGGCGGUAUAAGUUCCAGAUGUGGGACUAUAAGUAUCGGCGGAUGGGGAUUCAGUUCAUCGCGAUUAUGGGGAGGGAUAUCAAUGCGGGGAAGCCGCUGCAUUGGGAUGAUGAGUUUUAUUUCUCGGAGGAGAUGCCGAAGCGGUUGAAGCGACACGCCAUAGUCGACGGCCGCGCCGUCGUCUCGCACUUCAGCUUCGGCCCCCAACGAGACGGCAUUGCCAUGUCUGACGCCCUCGACCGCUACCGGGCCUACGCGAACGAAAAUAUUUGCCCCCAAUGA
Eremomyces bilateralis CBS 781.70 is the source of this 1257-nucleotide messenger RNA. RefSeq lists its product as uncharacterized. The transcript is spliced from 2 exons. NCBI's taxonomy places the organism in Eukaryota, Fungi, Ascomycota, Dothideomycetes, Eremomycetales, Eremomycetaceae. Bases 1 to 1257 code for a protein of 418 amino acids. The record is from RefSeq and is a predicted model, not a curated record.